Pezoporus occidentalis (night parrot) is the source of this 548-nucleotide messenger RNA. Its product is annotated as beta-keratin-related protein-like. Gene Ontology annotation, cellular component: intermediate filament. Gene Ontology annotation, molecular function: structural constituent of cytoskeleton. NCBI's taxonomy places the organism in Eukaryota, Metazoa, Chordata, Aves, Psittaciformes, Psittacidae. The coding region runs from base 63 to 476 and encodes 137 amino acids. The transcript has a single exon. The record is from RefSeq and is a predicted model, not a curated record.
CACCCUUCACCCAUGCUCUCCCACACUCUGUGUUUCAUUCAGGUUUACUUCCAGCCAGAAAGAUGUCUUUCAAUGGACAGGUCUGCAACUACAGCAGCUACUCACCCUGUGAUGUGAGCUGCCCCGCGCCAUACGCCAAUGCCUGGAGCAAUCAGCCCUGCGUGACCUCCUGUGGGGACUCCCGUGCCGUGGUCUACCCACCACCCGUGGCCAUUGUCUUCCCAGGCCCCAUCCUCAGCUCCUGCCCUCAGGAGAGCAUCGUGGGCACCUCAGCCCCCCUGGAGAUAGGCAGCUCCUUUGGAUAUGGGAAUGCCCAGGAUGUGCAGAGCUCCUUUGGGUCUGGCACCUCCCUGGGUGGCAGGUACUCCUACCCCUGCUACUCCCGCAGCUAUGGGGUAUACCACUCUGCUAAGUCUGGCAAGAUUUCCCAGGAUAGCAAGACCCAGCAGAAGCAAAACCAAAACAAGAGCUCAUGAGUGAACAGUGGGAUGUGGCUUUUAAAGAGGCAGUGAGAAUUCUCAGGAACAGGACACGCUCAUCCACCCUGA